AUGAAGCUGCAAGGACGAAAAAGUGCUUUUAACACCAACAAAUGCUGCCCUUUGACCAAAAGAUGCAGGAGGAGUCUUCUCCCAAAUACUGCAGCCCCUGAGGUGAGAAUCUGGCUCCUAAGAGGGCAACUUCCUCUCCUGCUGCUGUGCUCAAGUCUGCAGAGACCCACGGUCGCCGUUAAAAUUGACUUUGACUUGGCACCACGUUCCUUUGAUGAUCAGUACCAAGGCUGCAGCCAACAAGUCAUGGAGGACCUGAUUCAAGGGGAUUAUUUUACAAAAGAAGUAGAAUCUCGUAGGAAUUACCACAGGGUCUGGCAACGUGCACACUUAACCUGGUUGAGACAAGGAAAAGCUCUCCCUGAGAACAUGGCUAUUGCGCAUGCUGUGGCCAUCUUGGUUUAUUCAUCGAACGACAGUGUUUGUUCAGACUUCUCCAGAGCCAUGGCCAGUGCUGCUGGGUCUCCCCAGCAAUAUAUACAUUCAUUCCAUUUCAAAUAUCUACACUACUACCUGACCACGGCAAUCCAGCUGCUGAGGAAAGAGAUUGUCACAAGGAAUGACUCUCUGUGUUAUGAGGUGCACCAUGAGGUGAAGGGCGUUUCCUUGGAAGCCCCCAUGGGUGCCACCGUUCGCUUUGGUCAAUUCCUCUCCACCUCUCUCCUGAGAGAAGAGGCACAGAAGUUUGGGAACCACACUCUAUUUACCAUAUUGACCUGCCUGGGGGCACCUGUACAAGACUUCUCUCUCAAGAAGGAGGUCCUGGUCCCUCCCUAUGAGCUGUUUGAAGUUGUAAAUACGAGCUACCACCCAAGAGGAACUUGGUUGCAAUUGCAGUCAACUGGGACCCAGAGCAUAUAUAACUGUCAGCUGCUAAAAGCUUCCAGCAAAAAGUGCAUCCCUACUCCCGUAGUUAUUGCUUCUCUCUUGUUUUUGACCUGUGUCAUCAUCUCUUCCAAAAGUAGAGCAUAA
This is a messenger RNA of Mesoplodon densirostris (Blainville's beaked whale), 972 nucleotides long. RefSeq names its product ADP-ribosyltransferase 4 (inactive) (Dombrock blood group) (gene ART4). Lineage: Eukaryota; Metazoa; Chordata; Mammalia; Artiodactyla; Ziphiidae. Gene Ontology annotation, molecular function: NAD+ poly-ADP-ribosyltransferase activity; NAD+-protein-arginine ADP-ribosyltransferase activity. The record is from RefSeq and is a predicted model, not a curated record. The transcript has 3 exons. The coding region runs from base 1 to 972 and encodes 323 amino acids.